Molecule: messenger RNA, 895 nt
Organism: Raphanus sativus (radish)
Lineage: Eukaryota; Viridiplantae; Streptophyta; Magnoliopsida; Brassicales; Brassicaceae
Exons: 4
Coding region: 173-709 (178 amino acids)
Biological process (GO): dolichol-linked oligosaccharide biosynthetic process
Cellular component (GO): extrinsic component of endoplasmic reticulum membrane; UDP-N-acetylglucosamine transferase complex
Molecular function (GO): hexosyltransferase activity
Source: RefSeq, a predicted model, not a curated record
UGUUUUUAACGUAAUUUACGAAAAUGACCUCGUUGCCGCUAUGAAUUUUCGAAGUUGAUUGGGAACCACCGCACGAAAACGAAUCACCGUCGCACGAUAUCUGCUCAGCCCGCAUAAUCGAGUGAGCUCUCUUUGACCAAUCAGUGAUCGAUCAGUCGAGUGGUGGUGUAAAAUGGAAGAUGGAGAGAAGAAUGAUGGGAAGAGACUAGUGUUUGUGACGGUGGGAACAACGAGUUUCGACGCGCUCGUGAAAGCAGUGGUCAGCCAAAACGUUAAAGACGAGUUGCACAAGAGAGGAUAUACUCAUCUUCUCAUUCAGAUGGGUCGAGGAAUCUACUCUCCACCCAAGUGUGAUGGAGCGGAUGGAUCAUCACUAGCCGUUGAUUACUUCACAUUCUCCUCGAGUAUCGCAGAUUAUAUUCGAUCUGCGUCUCUUGUUAUUAGUCACGCUGGAUCUGGAAGCAUAUUCGAGACGCUAAAGCUAGGGAAACCGUUGAUUGUUGUAGUGAACGAGGAUCUUAUGGACAAUCAUCAAUGUGAAUUAGCUGAAGAGCUUGAAGAGAGGAAGCAUUUGUACUGCGCUCGUCCUCAUACGCUUCAUCAGACCUUGACCAAGAUGGAGUUGGGAUCUCUGGUUCGGUACGAUCCAGGGGAUGGGACACCUGUUGCCCGUAUUAUCGAUAGGUUCCUGGGUUUCCCUGAUGAUUAAAACAGAUGCGUUUAAAAAACAAGUUUCUCUGAGAACAGUUUCAACUGAUUAUGUACUAAACUGGUGGUCUUCAUGUUGGACUUUGUUUUGUAGAUUCGUAUCUUUGUAAUAGCUAAAGCUUUUUCUUAUGUUUGAGGAUUAUGGAUAGCUUCGUAUUCAAUAGUACUCACCUUUUGCAGACUGUAA